Messenger RNA from Symbiodinium sp. CCMP2456, 1674 nucleotides. Lineage: Eukaryota; Dinophyceae; Suessiales; Symbiodiniaceae. The record is from the annotation of a GenBank genome assembly.
AUGUCGUGCCUUCUGCAAUGUCGACCACCUGGUGAGCAGGAUGAGACUUGCGAGGAUCUCAGCUCUGACGCCCUCAAGGCGAUGAUUCGUGAGCACCACGCGCUGGUGAUGCGUUCACUGCAAAAGCAGCAGGCUGCCCUGGACGCCUUGCGUGGCUGGCGGCGUGCUGACGAGCCUGAUUACGGCGAUGGAUUUCAUCACGGCGCGAAAGGAGCACAGGGCGAGAUAUCGAUCACUCCCAGGGCCGAGGCGAAGGAUCCCUUAGCAGAGGCAGCUGCUGCGCAAGUCAGCUUGGAAGAGCUCGAUCGACUGCAGGACUUGGUCCAGGGUGCAGCGAUCGAGCCUCAAGUGCGUGAGCCGGCUCUUGCGACUGCCCAUGAAGAGGCGUCAUUGCGUAAGUCACGGAUCGCUUCGCGAAUUCAGGCUCGUGUUCACAAGACGAGGAUCCUCAAGCAGCUGACGAGGAUGGAGAAACUGCACAGCUUCGUUGAGGAGGGUCCCCUGGAUCUUCUGGCUGGUUUUGUCAUCUUGAUCAAUGCUGCCGUGCUCAUCGUGGAGCAGCAGCUCAAGGGAUCGAUUGCCAGUGGGGCACUGGCUAUGGAAGCUGCCUCUGGUUCCUUCAUGAUCAGUCAAAUAGAAUCUGAUGCAUUUGAAGUCGCUGAGUACUGUUUCCUUUUCUUCUAUCUUUGCGAGAUGGCGAUCAGAAUCGGGGUCCUGCGAAAGCGAUGGUACUACACGGAAGAAGAGGGCUACAUGUGGGGAAACUUCUUUGACAUUAUGUUGGUCGGCUUUGGUGUGGUGGACGCAGUACUGCUAGCAGGCUUCCGAGGAGACAAUUACGCAAGCACACAACUUGUCCGGCUCCUGAGAAUCACAAAAGUUGUAAAGACGAUGCGCUUGGUCCGGGUCAUGCAUUUGUUCAGUCAGCUGAGAAGUAUGGUGGACGUCUUUCGCGCGAGCCUGUCGGCUCUGUUUUGGUCGAUGAUGAUGCUUUUGGUAUGCAUGAUGAUCGCAUCAUUGAUCUUAUGCGAGGCCUGUCUCGGCUUUAUUGUGGAUUCAACACAAAGCAGAGAUGUUCGAGAGAUGCUGUUGAAAACAUACGGCAGCUUCACUCGUGCCAUGUACACCUUUUUCGAGAUUACAUUUUCGGGUGGAUGGCCAGCACUAAUUCGACCUCUUGUGGACGACGUGAGCGUGUACUUUGCCAUACCUUGCCUACUUUAUGUUGUGGUCGUUGUGUUUGCGGCCCUGCGGCUUAUCACAGCGUUGUUUGUUCGUUCUACUCUGCACGCUCUCUCCAACGAUGCUGGCGCGGCUGUCCUGGAGCGUCUGCAACAUUCUGCGGAGCUGCAGGCCAAGUUGACCCAUCUCUUUGAAGAUGCGGAUCUUGAUCAAGACAAAUCACUGUCACUUGCUGAAUGGGAGAGGUUGGUGAAGCACCCCGAGAUCGUACACUAUCUGAGCACGCUUGAAGUUGACGUUCAUGAUGCCCGUAUGCUCUUCCAGCUUCUGGAUGAUGGAGAUGGGCAUCUCUCAGUCCAGGAGUUUUGCGAAGGCAUUCCGAAGGUUCGGGGGAACGCUAAAUCCCUCGACAUCGUCUGCCUUCUACACGAGACUGGAAGGAUUCGCAAGGAAUGUCAAGAAAUCUUGACAGCAGUUCAAGCGAAGAGCUGA